This is a messenger RNA of Homalodisca vitripennis (glassy-winged sharpshooter), 750 nucleotides long. Its product is annotated as selenoprotein F. The transcript has 5 exons. Gene Ontology annotation, cellular component: endoplasmic reticulum lumen. The record is from RefSeq and is a predicted model, not a curated record. Gene Ontology annotation, molecular function: oxidoreductase activity. Bases 155 to 649 code for a protein of 164 amino acids. Lineage: Eukaryota; Metazoa; Arthropoda; Insecta; Hemiptera; Cicadellidae.
GGCAACACAGCACAAGUACACGACUGACGACGGAUGACACAGAAUAACACACACCAUAAACAACAUAAAGUGUUAAGUGUCAACUAUUAAAACAAGACAUACAUAACCUUUACGUAAUUAUAGAAGUUUAGUAUUGAUUAUACAUUUUGUUAUAAUGUUCUUCAAAAGUUGUAUAAUUUUUAUUUUUGCAACUCUGGUUCACCAAAGUUUAGCAUCAUUUUCUGCUGACGAUUGCUGGAGUUUAGGUUUCAACAGAGCAAAUUUACUUUGUUCCUCAUGUGACAGCUUAAAGAAGUUUGAUCUCGACAUAAUUCAGGGUCACUGCCAAGAAUGUUGCAGUAAGGAUGAGACGGCUCCUACCAUCAAACGCUAUGCAAAGGCUCGGUUAGAAGUGUGCACGUGUAAAUUUGGAGCAUAUCCUCAGAUUCAAGCAUUUGUGAAGAGCGACAGACCUGCCAAGUUCCCAAAUCUUUCCAUCCGUUAUGUUCGAGGGCUUGAUCCAAUCAUCAAACUGAUGGAUAAGGACAGUAAUGUACAAGAGGUACUUGCUAUUGAAAGGUGGAAUACAGACUCCAUUGAAGAAUUCCUCAACACACAUCUUGACUCAGCAGAUGCCAGUGAGGACUAUCUGCGGACCAACCAAGUCUAGCAUGACGUAUAAGACUUCUUGAAUAUCUGUAAAUAAUACUAUAUUAUAUUAGGUUUUCUGUGCAUUAUUUAUGCACAAUCAAAAUAAAUCGUAUUUGUAGA